Meloidogyne enterolobii is the source of this 458-nucleotide messenger RNA. The record is from the annotation of a GenBank genome assembly. Lineage: Eukaryota; Metazoa; Nematoda; Chromadorea; Rhabditida; Meloidogynidae.
UUCCCUUUUCUACAUUUUUUCUUUUUUUUUCUCGAUAUUUCGCCAUUUUUAUUUUGCCAUAUUUUUUCGAAAAAAACAAGUGCCAUUAUUUUCUAGCGAGUUUAUUUUGCCAUUAUUUUCCACGUGUUUUUUUAAAACUCAAAAUAGGGGGGGGUGACAUAUCCAUGAAAUACCCAACUCACUUCGCAAUAGAAAGUUUUAUUUUUUACCCCACCUUUAUCCAAUCAUCAUUAUCCGAAUAUUUUUCCUUGUUUUUUAUAAAAUUGUCCCAAAAUUCUUUAUUAUUUUCUAAAUUUUCUAAACAAGGUUUUUUUACAAUUAUUUCUUCUUCUAGUCUUUCCAACAAGUGUUUUCGGCUCUAUUUAUUUUUAAAUUUAUUUAUAUAUUUUUAUAUUUUAUUUUAUAACCUUUUCUCGCCACCUUUGUUUCAAGUUACCGCGCUUUCUCUUUUUCUAUAA